GCCCUCGUCCGUUUUCUGCCUCUUUUGACGCCAAAUCGCAUGUUUCGUGCCCCCCCGUCCGCCGAUUUGGGUCCAAGUUGACAGGUGGGAGCGCGCGCGCGCCGUAAGGAUACAUCACAAAUGUACCUGUGGCAUUCGUACAAAUCGUCCUACAGUGAUACAAGGCAGAAGGAGGAAGUGGAGGAGGGGAGAAUCGAAAAAAAGGGUCCCCCCCUGGUGCCUGGUGCCACGCCUACCGCGCAGUUCGUCCCUUCACCACACGACUUCCAGACCAAAUAUAAUGCAGCCCGUCUGCUCCCCCUCAUAGCUUGUCCUCUAUCAUCUUGUUUCCCAUUCUCCUUUUCAAGGAUUCUAAUAAUAACCGACCAAGCCUAUUACCACAAGUCCUGCUCUCUCUGCCACCAGAGCCGCGUGUCAUCAACUCCACAACCAACUUCACCUCAGGCCUCACUCAACCUCUUAUACAAAGCACGCGAGCACCUCUCUACAACACCAGAGAGCUUCUCCGUCUUCUCACAACCUGCAACCUGCAACCUACAACCUACAAGUCUUCUCACACGACGACCACACGCACACUACAAAAUGUCGCCCACAUACACCAUGUCCGCACACUUGUGCAAGUCCAUCUACGCCUCGUGGCGCGAAACCCGCCGUUCGCCUUCCGAUCUGCCCUCCCCCGGCGUCCAGGCCCCCAGCAUGACCUCCUACUUCCCUCGCAGCCCUUCUCCUGAGAAGCGCUCCAUGGACAGCGACCGCAGCGAGACCUCCGUGCCCAUGUCACGAUCGCCCUCGGCCUCGUCGUGGCGUGGUCCCAAAUAGACGGCACCUCUAUGCAUCUCCAACACCCCGAGCCUGAAGCUUUGAGCUUCAGCUUGGGGUGCUCAUAGAGCUCUCCACAACCAUUCUUACCCAGUUGGACCAAGCAACAUCAUUGGAAUUUUUUUUGGCGCCGCAGGACUACCUGCAUGUACGCAUUCACGAUAUUCACGGAAACCGGGAAGGCGUCAAGGACAUUGGAAUUAAAAACAGUAACUUUCAAAUCUUUCGAUUUUCGAAGCUAGACUUGCAGCACGCGAG
Messenger RNA from Colletotrichum phormii, 1077 nucleotides. RefSeq lists its product as uncharacterized. Lineage: Eukaryota; Fungi; Ascomycota; Sordariomycetes; Glomerellales; Glomerellaceae. The coding region runs from base 121 to 819 and encodes 232 amino acids. The transcript has a single exon. The record is from RefSeq and is a predicted model, not a curated record.